CCUUCUUAUUCUUGUAAAUUUUUAUCAACUGUUCUCAUCUCUUUAUAAUCAUCCUCUUUCUCUUAUUAGUGUCUCAUUAGUUGUCAUCUUCUUUAUUCUUAUUAGGGGUUCAAGCAGUUCUAAGCUCUAUCAAGAGUUCUAUUUCAAACUCUUCUUUUCUGUCUUCAGAUUCAAUGGAAGUAGUACAAAUUCCUCCUUACUUCCUUUGCCCCAUUUCACUCGAAAUCAUGAGUGAUCCGGUGACUUUAUCGACUGGAAUCACCUACGAACGCAAAACAAUAGAAAAAUGGAUGUUUACUGAUAAGCACAACACAUGCCCGGUGACUAAACAACCAGUUUUCGACUAUGACUUCACACCAAAUCACAAUCUCCGUCGACUAAUCCAAGCUUGGUGCGCCACUAAUGCAUCAUUCGGUGUUGAGAGGUUCCCUACUCCCCGUCCUCAGGUGACCAAGACCGACAUUUUGAGCCUUCUCAGCGAGGCUAAAAAGCCUGAAUAUCAAAUCAACAGUCUCAAGAAACUAAGAAAGAUAAUCUUAGAGAGUGACAGAAACAAGCAUUGUGUUGAGAGCACUCCUGGUGCAUUAGACUUCUUGAUUUCCAUCAUCAAGAAGAACAUCAGCAGUUUUGACACAAGUGCAUGCGAUGAAGCUCUCAUGAUCUUGUCAUCAAUUCAAAUCUCUGCUCAAGGUCUUCUCAAUCUCAUCAAAAGUCAUGAUGAUGACUUGAUUCAUUUAUUCACAUCGGUCAUGAAGAAAUCUAAUUAUCAAAAUAGAUUUCAUGCCACACUUGUACUCAGUUCAUUGAUUGAAGCUACAACUCCUUCCAAGCUAAUUGCACUAAAAGAUGAGCUAUUCAUUGAGGUUGUGAAGGUCUUGAGUGAUCGACUAUCGGCGAAGGCGACAAAGGCUGCAUUAAAGAUCCUCGCCGAGCUUUGCCCGUUGGGAAGGAACCGUGUUAAGGCAGCGGAAGCUUGCGCCGUGUCAGUAUUGGUAGAGCUUUUGCUAGAUGAGCCUGAGAGGAAAACAUGUGAGAUAAUGCUAAUGGUGUUGGAUCAAUUAUGUGGUUGUGCCGAAGGGAGGGCAGCGAUGGUCGGACACGCAGCGGGGAUUGCUAUCAUCUCCAAGAAAGUACUUAGAGUAUCAUGUGUGGCAACCGAAAAGGCGGUUCGGAUACUUCAUUCAGUGUCAAAGUUUUCUGCAACUCCUGCUGUUCUUCAAGAGAUGUUAAAUGUGGGAGCUGUGGGCAAACUUUGCAUGGCUGUGCAAGUUGAUUGUGGGUUGAAGACAAAGGAGAAGGCUAAGGAGAUACUUAAGUUGCAUUCAAGGGUUUGGAGGAAUUCUCCUUGUAUUGCAUAUAGGUUUCAAGGUUCUUAUCCAUCUUAGAUCUUGAUUUUGUGAUGAUUAAUGUUUAGGAUUGAAUAUAUAUAUAUAUAUAUAUGUCCAUUAAAUUUGAUAUU
Messenger RNA from Dioscorea cayenensis subsp. rotundata (Guinea yam), 1459 nucleotides. RefSeq names its product E3 ubiquitin-protein ligase PUB23-like. Bases 174 to 1385 code for a protein of 403 amino acids. The transcript has a single exon. Lineage: Eukaryota; Viridiplantae; Streptophyta; Magnoliopsida; Dioscoreales; Dioscoreaceae. The record is from RefSeq and is a predicted model, not a curated record. Gene Ontology annotation, biological process: protein ubiquitination. Gene Ontology annotation, molecular function: ubiquitin protein ligase activity.